AUGGUCGUCUUGGGCGAUGGAGACGAGAAAGGUCCUCCUGAAGCUGGGGAAGAACAGCGCCGGGUCGUAAUGUUGGAUCAAAGUCAAAUCGAGGCUCUCCUGGACCUUGAGGAGGACGAGCAUGGUUUCGACCAAGGCAAUCCAAAGACCGCUUUGGAUGGCAAACAACGAUGUGCCACUUCUAUAGUAUGUCCUGAUGGCGUGACAAGGCCAACAGGAGGGAAGGCAGUGACGUUGACUCUCGAGCAGGUGGAAGCAUUGAUCCGGGCUGUCAGCCAUGGUUGUCACGGAGAAAACGGCGACCGAGAGACGGCUAAGAAUGACUCGGUCUCCACUGUGAAAACAGACCACGGUGCUGCGAAAAUAACUCACACGCAGGUUGAAGCGUUGGUCUGCAUUGGCAGUCAGGUCAUGGGUAGAGACAGAUAUCAUCGCGAACUAGACCCCAAGGGACUAGAUACAGGAGAGGAGGUUGAUCAAGGCAAUCAAGAGGCUCAUUUGGGAGCGGGUGGUGCUUCUUCUGCAACUCCUCAAGAUGGUGCGACAGCACAAUUGAAAGAUGCACUUACUUCCCAGCAGAUUAAAGCGUUGGUAAGGGCUGCCCUGGACGGAGACAAGAAAGCCUUGCAGCACGUUUUAAAAGUUGCCGUGGGUGUUGAGGCGGAAGAAGCACCUCCGGUUGAACCAACGCUGUUGCAGCGAGGCAAUCCUAGGCAAUCUUCGAUGCCGGGGGCAUUCGCUAUUGAACGUUCCAAUUCAGGAUGGACUGGUGAAAGUGAAACUGAUCUAAACAGUUCUCAAAGCUCCUCAGAUUCCCUCGAUGAGGAGGCUGGGAACUCACCUGAUCUCUUUGAAGCUGUACUAGUCCCAGAAGAGGAUGCCGAGACCAUGGGCUCGUCAGAAGACAUCCCCCAAGCCAGCAUUGUCCGAAAGCCGUGGUAUACAACUCGGAUUGGCCUAUACGCCUUUGCUGGCCAUGUGUUCUUGAUUGCGGCUGCUCUCAUGGCCGGUUUCGUCUGCCUCGAUGGGAGAUGCAAACCAGCUCACCACAAUUACAGCGUCGGUAGGAAUCCGUUGAUCCGCGGUUCAAUUACAGGUACACCCGUUCCUGUCGGAACGGCCAGCCCCACAGCUCUGCCAAUGCCCGUCCCUUCUAACGUUUCACUGGUGCCUGGUGAGAUGCGUAUGCUGAGGAUAGAAGGUCUGUUCGACCUUCAGACCUUUCCAGAAUGGCCUUCCAAAAUAUUGAAUUUCACUAUGGAACUCAUCAACAACAAGACGGACGGUUGGCAUGAUGAUGUCCUUCCAGAUACCGUCCUCCAAGGAAGCAUGCAUGACUCGGCCUGUGAUGCUGAUAUUGCCGUAGGCGCCUACCUGAAUGUUUCGAAGACAGUGGACGAUCCUUUUGCUAUCGUGGGCUGCCGGUGUUCCGGAGCUACCAUGGCGGUGGCAAGGCUGAGCGGAAUCGAAAAUAUUCCAAUACUGUCCCCUUCGGCUUCGUCUGCGAAGCUGAGCAGCACCAUCGGUUAUCCAACCUUCUCGAGAAUGAUGGCUGCGGACAACGAGGCCGGCCUUGUGGGAGCAACGGUAUCUCUCAUUCGAGCCUUUGGAUGGAACCGCAUCUCAAUCAUCAACACAGAUACUCAAUAUGCAAGCGAUCACUCGAUACAAUUGAGUAACGCGUGGAGAGGGGAACAUGGAGGCGAUGAUCCAUUCGUUGGUGAAAUUGCGUUUACGGAUACAAUAGAGCUGAAUUCUAGCAGCGGCCAAGUGGACCAGUCUUCCGUGCGAAGAGUGCUCAGUUUCGUUCCUACAGACAAAUCAAAGGUCAACUCGAGAGUGAUAGUUCUAAUUGCUCACCACGACCAUGCCUUUGCCAUCUUGAAGACUGCUACUGAAAUGAAAUUCCAGCCUGACACAAUCUGGAUUGGUGCUUCUGCAUGGAUUGAAGGAAAGUCAGACACGUCGUGGAUGCCCGAAGUACCUGGUUACAUCGGUCUAACGCCCCAUCGGAAUUUCGAGUCGCCAGUCUACAAGGAUUUUCUUGCGAGACUGAGGCAGUACGAAGCGGAACAACCCUUACAGCAAACAGAAAGCCUCGAUCAUAGGGCAGAAUUACUUGUUGAUGGAAUUAUAACGCUUGCCAAAGCAUUCACAGCCGUACCUGCAGAUCAACGCAGGAAUGGGGUGCACGUAUCGAAGGAACUCAGGCGAGUCAGCUUCGAUGGAGUGAGCGGCCCCGUUGCGUUCCAUGAGAAUGGAGACUUUUUGAAUCCCAGUUUCACUGUCAAGACACUCUCAAGCAGGAGUACACAGUGGACGGACGUGGGCUUGGUAACCCCCAAUUCCGCGUUUGUCGAUUUUAGCAAGAUCUGCUACGCACAAGUUGGCUGCGUGUCUUCAAUUCCAGGCGAUGCGUAUGAUUUGGCUCCUCCAUUGGCGUGGGUCUGGGUAGUCAUUGGAUUGCUCUUGGUUUUGUCGAUGCUAAGCUUUCUGCAGAUGACCAUGCGAAUCCGAGAUCAGAAGGCUCUCGUCCACCAGGUUUAG
This is a messenger RNA of Seminavis robusta, 2547 nucleotides long. The record is from the annotation of a GenBank genome assembly. NCBI's taxonomy places the organism in Eukaryota, Bacillariophyta, Bacillariophyceae, Naviculales, Naviculaceae.